AUGCCCGCUGCCGACGCUGGUUCCUGCCUACCGACAGUUCCGGCUGCUGCUGGGACCAAAGGGUCUGGCGCGUCUGCACCCAGCGUCGCUGGCACGGUCCUCUUCAAGCCGGCAUUCGCGGCAGCUUCGUUUCACCGCACAUCUCGCCUCGCCAUCGCGCAAGCGCUCUCCGCGUUGACUGGAGUCAAGGAGGUGCGCGUGAAUACGAAAAAGAACAUUGUGGCGGCUGACGCCGCAACACCCGCGCGACUACAGUUCCUGCUUGCUACGACCGAGCUGGCCGGGCUCGCUGUCACUGCUCGUCUUCCUGCAGACCGUUCCCAGAGCACGGGCACGGUACAUGGCGUCGAUGGUGACUUCUCCGACGAGGCACUGUUGGCGGCAGUGACCUCAGUCGUGCCGGUGACUGCGGUUAAGUGGAGCGGUCGCACCCUGACCCUGCGCUUUGCCGCCCCGAGCCCACCGGCCCGCAUCCUCCUGUUCCGGUUGCCUUUUGAUGUGCGACCGUCGCGGCCUCGGCCCUUGCAGUGCCGGCGGUGUGGGCGCUACGGCCACGCGACGGCGACGUGCAAAUGGCCGGAGCGGUGCCUGCGCUGUGGCGGUCAGCAUGCGAGGGAUUACCAGUGCACAGCCAAGCCAAAGUGCUUCCACUGUGGAGGGGCACACGCUGCCGACGCCCCUACAUGCAAGCUGUGGCAGGCUGAGAGGCGCAUAGCCACGAUAAAGGCUACAGCGCCGACCCACAUGCCUCAUCGGGAAGCUCGAGCAAUGUGUGCCUCCGCCAAGACACAAGCCUCUCCCAUCGCUUCGGGAGUCCAUGCACUGGAGACGGCGGCGCGCCCCAGCUAUGCAGCUGUGGCCACCGGCUCCGCCAAAAGCACCUCGUCGAAAGGAACCCGGCGAGGUCACGAGAAGUUGGGGCGCAAGACGGCCCUGGCAAAUUCAGCAGGCGCACCCCCAGCCGCAACUGACAUGUCGCCGUCCAGUCACACUUCUGAGCAGCAGUCGGAGGCCACCAGCCUGAGGCUCCUACUGCGGGCCGUUGCUGACCUACUGCCAGCCGACAACAAGUUACGCUCAAUCUGCCUCCAGGCAGGUGGGCUGCCUCCUCAGCAGAGCCAUCAUGGCUAA
Molecule: messenger RNA, 1131 nt
Organism: Dermacentor albipictus
Lineage: Eukaryota; Metazoa; Arthropoda; Arachnida; Ixodida; Ixodidae
Source: RefSeq, a predicted model, not a curated record